AUGGCAGAGGGAAAAGGAAGAGUUUGUGUAACAGGAGGUACUGGUUUUAUUGGUUCAUGGAUCAUCAAGACUCUCCUUCAAAAUGGUUACACCGUUAAUACCACUGUUAGACCUGAUCCAGCAGAAAAAAAGAGAGAUGUUAGUUUUCUCACGAAUCUUCCCGGCGCAUCUGAAAAACUAAAAUUUUUCACGGCGGAUCUUAGCAAACCAGAAAGUUUCAACGAGGCAAUAGAAGGAUGCGUUGGAAUAUUCCACACCGCGACUCCAAUGGAUUUCGUAGAGACCGAACCAGAAGAAAUAGUGACAAAAAGAAACAUCGACGGAGCAUUAGGAAUUCUAAAAGCAUGCAAAAACUCUAAGACGGUGAAGAGAGUCGUUUACACUUCAAGCGCUUCUGCUGUUUAUCUUCAAGAGAAAGAAUUAGAUGUAUUGGAUGAAAGUUAUUGGAGUGAUGUUAAUCUUCUUAGAACCUUGAAGCCUUUUGCUUGGCCGUAUUCGGUUUCCAAGACACUAGCGGAGAAAGCUGUUCUUGAAUUCGGAGAACAAAAUGGGUUGGAUGUUGUGACUGUUAUACCAACUUUUGUUGUUGGACCCUUCAUUUGUCCUAAGCUUCCUGCAUCGGUUUAUAGUUCACUAUCUUUCUUGUUUGGGGACAAGAAUCCAUUUGCUAUGUCUCAUCUUCAUAUUGUGCAUGUUGAUGAUGUUGCAAGAGCACAUAUAUUUUUGUUUGAGCAUCCAAAUCCAAAAGGGAGAUAUAAUUGUUCACCAUUCAUUGCACCACUUGAAGAAGUGGUUCAAAUUCUUUCUCCUAAAUAUCCUGAAUUUAGUAUACCAACAUUAGAGGAGGUGAGGAAAAUUAAUGGUCACAAGCUUUCACAUUUAACCUCACAGAAACUCAAGGAUGCUGGAUUUGAAUUCAAGUAUAGUGUUGAAGAAAUGCUGGAUGAUACAAUUCAGUGUUGUAAGGAAAAGGGUUAUCUUUGA
Molecule: messenger RNA, 984 nt
Organism: Lathyrus sativus (Indian pea)
Lineage: Eukaryota; Viridiplantae; Streptophyta; Magnoliopsida; Fabales; Fabaceae
Source: the annotation of a GenBank genome assembly